Molecule: messenger RNA, 4732 nt
Organism: Monomorium pharaonis (pharaoh ant)
Lineage: Eukaryota; Metazoa; Arthropoda; Insecta; Hymenoptera; Formicidae
Gene: raptor
Product: regulatory-associated protein of mTOR
Exons: 23
Coding region: 296-4243 (1315 amino acids)
Biological process (GO): positive regulation of cell growth; cellular response to amino acid stimulus; TORC1 signaling
Cellular component (GO): cytoplasm; TORC1 complex
Molecular function (GO): protein-macromolecule adaptor activity; protein binding
Source: RefSeq, a predicted model, not a curated record
AGCCAUCUGGCAACACUGUAGGAAAGGAAAUUAACAUGGCGACUUGUGCGGUAAAUUGGCUAGUCGCGUUUUAUCGAGGUGCUUUUACUGCGAUCACAUAACACACGGUGUGGUAUUGUGAAUGUACGGUGACGUCGCGUGUUGCGUGUUAUACAACAAACCGGUGGCUUAGUAUUUAUCUGUGCAGCUGCAAAGACGAGUUGAAAACGUAUUUAACACAGUCAGUGUCCUUUGCACGUGUUGUCUGUGACCGCAGCAACCGCGACCGACCGAUAACGCGAACCCGACCCUAACAAUGUCGGUCAGUUACGCCAGAAUGAAGUCGUGUCACGAGGUGUCGUCGUCACCUGCAUCGCGAACAUCGUCACCCACGUCACCUGUGUCACCUCCUACAUCACUCACAUCAACAACCAUGUCGAGUAACGCACCCAGACGCGCCGGCGACGAGGAGGACUGGCGGAUGCCGCUGGCAUUCUGCAAGCCUCGUCACAACGCCACAAUUGAAUAUGUCAAUUGUAUCAAUCAGACUUGGCGAAUGAAGGAACGGAUGAAGACAGUGAGCGUUGCUCUGGUGUUGUGCCUAAAUGUUGGCGUUGACCCUCCAGAUAUCGUCAAGACUCAACCAUGUGCUCGCCUUGAAUGCUGGAUAGAUCCUUUGUUGGUGAGUCCCCAAAAAGCUCUUGAGACUAUAGGCUCAAAUUUGCAAAAGCAAUACGAACGAUGGCAGCCAAGAGCACGCUAUAAACAAAGUUUAGAUCCAACCGUUGAAGAAGUUAAAAAAUUAUGUACGUCUUUAAGGCGAAAUGCCAAAGAGGAGAGAGUGUUGUUUCACUAUAAUGGUCACGGUGUACCUAAACCUACUACUAAUGGUGAAAUAUGGGUGUUUAAUAGGACAUAUACACAAUACAUUCCAUUGUCGGUGUACGACCUGCAGACUUGGAUGGGCGCGCCUAGUAUUUACGUAUACGAUUGUUCUAAUGCGGGUAUUAUAGUAGAAUCUUUCCAGCAAUUUGCCGAACAGCAUGAAAAGGAAUACGAGAUGGAAAAACAGCAAAAUCGCGCAACCGGAGUCACAAGUCCUGUGACACCAUGUUAUAAAAAUUGUAUUCAAUUAGCAGCAUGUGCGGCUAAUCAGAUUUUACCUAUGAACCCGAAUCUACCUGCAGAUAUAUUUACAUCAUGUCUUACAACACCCAUAAAAAUUGCAAUACGCUGGUUUGCAAUGCAACCUACAUCCAAAUUGGUUCCUAACAUAUCGCUUGAUGUUAUUGACAAAAUUCCUGGGCAAUUGACUGAUAGAAGAACGAUGUUAGGGGAGCUGAAUUGGAUAUUUACCGCUAUUACCGAUACGAUAGCGUGGAAUACCUUACCUAGAGAUUUGUUUCAAAGAUUAUUUAGACAAGAUCUAUUAGUUGCUAGUCUCUUCAGAAAUUUUUUGCUAGCGGAGAGGAUACUUCGUUCUUACGAUUGUACGCCAGUUUCAUCCCCAAAAUUACCACCGACUUAUCAGCAUCGUAUGUGGCAAGCUUGGGACAUGGCACUUGACUUAUGCCUGGCGCAAUUACCAGCAGUUUUAGAAAACGAAGAUCGAUACGUACAUUCAUCAUUCUUUGAAGAUCAACUUACAGCUUUCCAAGUAUGGCUUAGCUUAGGAUCAAAAAACCGCAGUCCACCCGAACAGCUUCCAAUUGUUCUCCAAGUGCUAUUGAGUCAAGUUCAUAGGCUAAGGGCUCUAGAGCUGUUGGGGCGUUUUCUUGACCUUGGUCCGUGGGCUGUGAAUCUAGCACUUAGCGUUGGCAUUUUUCCAUAUGUUUUAAAACUAUUGCAAAGCAACGCCAGAGAACUUCGGCCCUUGCUGGUUUUUAUAUGGGCAAAGAUUCUAGCAGUGGAUAAUACUUGUCAAGCAGACCUUGUGCGUGAUGGCGGUCAUAAAUACUUCUUGUCUGUAUUGCAAGACACUUCUAUUCCGAGUGAACACAGAACAUUAGCUGCAUUUGUAUUAGCCAGUAUUGUGAAUGAUUAUCGGCCAGGACAAGUGGCCGCAAAUCAGGGCAGUCUUGUUUCAAUAUGUUUGGAGCAAUUAGGAGACUCAAAUUCUUUGUUACGACAAUGGCUUUGUUUGUGUCUGGCGCGGCUUUGGCAUAAUUUUGAUAAAGCGAGAUGGUGUGGUGUCAGGGACAUUGCUCAUGAAAAACUGUUUACCUUAUUAAAGGAUCCCGUACCAGAGGUCCGAGCAGCUAGUGUGUACGCAUUAGGCACAUUUAUAAACAGCGUUACGACAAGGAGCGAGCAUGCGAAUAAUAUUGACCAAAUUAUUGCUAUGACACUUAUUAAUACAGUUUCUUACGAUAUGUGCCCAUUGGUUAGAAAGGAAUUAGUUGUGGCUCUUCAAUGGAUGGUGUUACAUUUCGAAAAUUCCUUUGUUACGCUAGCCAUGGCCGAAGAGAACAGUCGAAAGGAUCUUAUCGUAGAAACUCUGUCCCCAUUCAGUGGUAUGAGGCGCAUUAGUUCGCGCGAUAGAUUGAAGAUGUUAUCUCCGAACAAUACGUAUGCUGUAGAUAUGAUCGAUGGGUUUGGAUCGCAGGAUCGCAUCAAAAGAGUCUCAUCUUCGUCGUCUAUUAGUAGUCUAGGUAAUAAUUGGGAGUUCGUGAGGAAACCUUGCGAGUCACUUGUUUUCGUCAUAGGUCAUGGUUCUCUUGGAAACUUACCGAGUCUUUCCUAUGGAAGUGUAUAUAUGAAAUUAUGGCAUGGAUUGUGUAAUCUCGACGAUGAUCCUCAUCCAGUGGUCGGUGCUAUGUCUCAGAAAGUCACCAAUCAUAUUCGUAAUAAGGUGAAGGCAUCUUCCACUCCUAAAGAAGUAGUUGAAACAAAAAUUUCUUCGUCAUUAUCUCUUCCGCCGUCUCCAUCGAAUCGGAUUGGUUAUUUAAGCAAAGGAGAGUCAUCACCGCCAGCUGUCAAUUCUGGAACAGAUUUGUUACGUUCUUCGAGAGUUCUGUCGCACGGUAGUCGUUCGAGAAAACCUGUUCCUAAUACAAUAUCUGAAGAGGCUGACGAAGUGCCUGGAACUAAGACUCUAUUGACUACUUCUCAAUUUGUGGAAUGGAGUUGCGCGCAAUUUGCACAACCUGUUAGUUUAGAGGACGAAAUGGACGAUCUAGAGAGCAGGCCGUAUCUUGAACGAGAAUGGCGAUUUAUACGUAAUGCGAAACAAAGACAAGACACAAGGGAGGAACAAUUGCGCGCGCCGCAAAGUAAGAUAGAAUCGCAGGUGUAUCACGCGAGGUGUUCUCAAUCACCUCAAGUUCUCGUUUUUCAUCCGUUCGAGCCACAUUUGGCCGUGGCAUUGAAAGAUUGUUUCGGCAUAUGGGAUUAUCAGAGUGGCACAAAGUUGACUUAUUUCACGAAUCACGGAAACAAAAUAAAAUCGCGCAUCACAGCACUCGAGUUCAUUAACUCUCACGAUUUGACUCUACUGAUGGCAGGCUCUGACGACGGUUCCGUACAAAUCUGGAAGAAUUAUAGUGGUACAAUAAGCCGUGAUCCGAUUCUACUUACAGCUUGGCAGGCGUUAGCAGACGUACAACCCGCGACUAAGACUUCUAGUGUAACGGCACGACUCAUUACAAAAUGGGAGCAGAAAUCGCUCACUCUAGCAGUAACGGGCGACGUUCGCAUUGUAAGACUCUGGGAUGUGGAAACUGAAUUAAAGAAACAAGAUAUUCCAACGGGCGCUGAUUGUUGUACCACGUGUAUUGACGUUGACGGCACAGGUGCAAUAAUGGCGUUGGGUUGCGGUGAUGGGUCAGUCAGACUCUUGGAUCGAAGAUUGCCUCCGGCAGAAGCGAGAAUUAUGACCUGGAGAGAACAUACCGGUUGGGUAUUAGGCACAUUUUUAAAGCAAUUUGAUGGAUCCGCACAACAACUAUUGACUGGAUCUUCUACAGGCGAUAUAAGAAUUUUUGAUCUUAGAAAAAAUUCUUCUGUGAGCACGAUUCAAGUACCACCGAGCAUCGCGGCGUUGGCUGUGCACGAGAUAGCUGACAUUUUUGCUUGUGGCACCACGAAUCAUUGUAUUAGUGUUUGCAAUACAUCGGGACAACACCUCAAUACGAUAAAAUUUCAUGAAGGAUUUAUGGGUACACGUCUUAGUCCGGUAAGCUGUCUGAGUUUCCAUCCAUACCGAGUGGCUUUGGCGGCCGGUUUUGUGGACAGUACUUUCACGGUGUAUGAGACACGCAGAUGACUAUUAGAGAUAGAACUCGUGUAAAAUUUCUGUAGAAUUUUGUAAAUUUAUAAAAGCGCCUGCACAUUUUUAUUUGCGUUUGCCCUUGUGCGUUGUAAUAUUAUCGAUGAAAUUAUAGCUUUUUUGCUUCUCCCUGAUGUUUCUGCGGGAGAAUUACGAAAAUAAUUCCUGUGAUGAUCAUAAAGCAGCCUUCCUUCCUUCUAUUUUUUUGUGCUAGAAAAAUCGACGCUCUGUCCGCUAUUUCACAAAGGAUGGAAAGAAAACAUUAAUUGUAGCUUUUGUGUGAUAAAAUAAGAAUGAGGUUUUUUUAAUCAAAGUAUUUCGAGGCGACCAAAGAAUAAUGUACGAUUGACUAUCGCAUGACUCUUAUGCAUAAGAUAGGCAACUGUUGACGGAAUUUUGGUGUCCCGGAAAAUGCUGAUGCGUAAUAAUAUAUAUGUGCAUUGUGAUAAAAGAUUAAUGCGAGUUUAUGUAAAAACGAGAAAAAAA